Molecule: messenger RNA, 7694 nt
Organism: Hydractinia symbiolongicarpus
Lineage: Eukaryota; Metazoa; Cnidaria; Hydrozoa; Anthoathecata; Hydractiniidae
Exons: 21
Coding region: 216-6140 (1974 amino acids)
Biological process (GO): calcium-mediated signaling; actin filament organization; neuron projection development
Cellular component (GO): actin cytoskeleton; cytoplasm; postsynaptic density
Molecular function (GO): actin filament binding
Source: RefSeq, a predicted model, not a curated record
GAUCUCUGUGGUAUGAAGAUGUCAAUAAUGGCUGCUCACGAAGAGAAGAAGAACAACUAGCUCCGAUAAUUGUAUGGCCUUAACCUGAUAAUAAAUGUAUAUAACUCAAUUAAAUUAUAUACUGCAGUAUUUGUUGCCGUUGGUAGUAACAUAGAUACUAACCAAGACGUUUUGAAGAAAGUAAAUAUUGUCGUCGUUUUAACACAAAAACAAAAAUGGCCACAGAUUUAUACCACAGUGCAUUAAAAGAUAAAGAUCAAUUGGACAGAAGUAACCCAAGAACGAGACUCUCAAGUGGUUUAAAUAGCAGCGAUGUGCAGUAUAAAAAUUUUCUAUCAGGUAUAAAGCCAAGGGUAAAAAGCAACAGCACAGCAUCUAAUAUAAAACAACAGCAGCAGGAACCAAAAAGUUUUGUUGAUAGUGCUGCUAGAACACAGUCAGUAUCUGAGUUUAACAAAACAAAUCGUGAAAACAAUAGAAUGCUGAAAGUUGCAAUAAAUCAAAAAUCAGAGAAGGAAAAAGAGGAAGAAAAAGUGAGGGCACAAAAAGCCAUGUAUGAAGAAUUUUCAUCUGUUCCCCACUCUAAAAAAAUUGAAUCAAAUUUCAAUAAUAAUACGAACACAGGAAGGAAUCGUAGUGGAUCAACAAAAUCAAAUGAUGAAUUUAAUUUUGAUAGCUUAAAACAUGCUCAAAGUGAUUCCAUUGGGUCUGUGGGAAGGCUAAGAUCACUUUUUGAUAAAAAUGCUGAAGAAAACGCUAAACAAACUGUCCAAUUUCGAAAGAAUACAAAUAAACGUACUGAUCGGCCUUUAUCCACAGGUUAUGUUUUUCAGGACAAGAAAUCCAAUGUGUCAGGAAUAUAUGAAAAACAAAAUUCUAAAGAGCAACGUAAAUCACUUGAUAUUGAGUCUUUGCUGAUCAAUGAAAAUGUUAAGGAUAAAACUGAUAAAAAUAUAAAUGUGCCUCGCAGUCCAACUAAGCAAUCGCCAAGAAAAAUAUCUAACUCGGAAUUUGAAAACUUUGAAGAUCAUAUAGUUCCAACAGGUAAAAAAAAAAUUGAUGUUGGCUCAAUUCUUGCUCAAAUGGAUUCAGAGAAGGAGAAUGUUGCACCAAUAAAGACAGAAGAAAAAAUUCCAGAAAGUCCACGUAAGGAAGUAGACAUAAAACAGAUUUUAGAAAUUGAGAGAAUGAAACGUACUCAAGAAGAGGUUAAUAUUGAAAAGCGUUUUAACGUAAAGAGAAGAUCACUGAAGGAGAGAUUAAGUUUACUAGCUGCAGAAGAAGAUGGUGCUAUAGUUUCUUCUUAUGAAACUAAAGCAACUGAGAAUUCUUCUGAAAUAAAAAAUGUUGAACCACCAGAAGACAUUAUUGAACCGGUGCAUGUCACUGAUACUCAGGAGGAAAAUGACUUGUUUACUGAUGACAAGAGUGAAAAGAAGUCUAAUGAAAACUACAAAAGUGCGCUUGAACGGUUUGACGAAUUUAUAACAAAGGAAGACAUUUCUGAAGAUUUACAUAGUUCAAAAUCACAGGCUGAUUUAAGUUUGAAAAUAAACAGUAAAGACACAUUGUCACCAACUACAGAUCAUAACGAUAACUUGGUGAAGUUUGGAGGUUAUGACCAUUCACGUACCAACCAUCUAGGUAUUGAGAAUAAUACCAGCUCCAAAACAGACAAUUCUGAUUUAAUGGACAGUAUCCUAGAUCAUAUGGAGACUUCAACUUCUCCAAAGAGUAUUGGAAAAGAUUAUAUAUCACUUUUGCGUUCUUCCUCCUUAACUGAAGAAGAUCGAAAAAACAAGAUUGUUGAAAAUAGAGGUUAUGCCCCUGAAGUUUUACCUCGAUUAAGUAAACAGUUAGCCUACAAUCAGACUGCUGCUGUCACUCCUCCUUUGAGUGAAGAUGAACAAGUAGCUUUAAGUUUUCAGAGCUCAAUAGAACCUGCUCGCAGUGAUACAUCAGAUACCCAGACGUCUGAGAUGCACAGUAGGUCAACAACAGAAUGCGAGUCAGAGUAUACUGAUACUUGUUCUAGUGACGAGUUUCAGUUACCACCACCACCUGGAAAGUCUAACAUUUCACGUGAUAAGUCACGAGAAGGCCUACGUGUUAAUUUCAGAAAAGAAACAUUACAUGAUGUUAUAUUUACAUACGGUCCUUCAGAAUAUGAUCGUGCAAAUGCUGAUAUUGACCCCAUUGCUUCAUCAGCAGAAUGGGAAUUGGAAAAGAGAGUUGAUAAUAUGGAUAUUUUCUCUGUGGAUUUACAAAAAGAUGAAAGAGGUUUGGGACUCAGCAUUAUUGGUUUGGGCGUUGGUACUGAAAGUGGUGUGGAAAAGCUAGGCAUUUUUGUGAAAACGCUGACAGAGAAUGGUGCUGCUCAGAAAGAUGGCCGAAUACAAGUUAAUGAUCAAAUCUUGGAAGUCAAUGGUGUAUCACUUGUUGGUGUUACCCAAUAUUUCGCUGCACAGACCUUGAAAGGCACAAGUGGAAUUGUCAGGUUUUUAAUGGGUAGAGAAAAAUCACGGCGGUCUCACUAUGCUCCAGGAGCACUGCUUGCAGAAAGCCCAGAAAUGCAGAAACAUAUUGAGGAGAUGAACAAAGUUCUCCAACAAGUCGAUGAAUUAGAACAACGUGCAGUGAAUUCUGAAACUACGUUAGAUGAUGUUCGAGCUGAGUUAUUAAGAGCUGAAGAAAGAGCACAUGAAGCCGAACACCAAUUACUGGAGAAAAGAGAGCAGCUGAAAGCAGUCACAGAAUCACCUUUUAUUGGCAACCAAAGAAAGCUUAAAAACGAAAUCAAGAAGAAGGGUGGUAAUAAAGAGAAAGUUGACGAGUUGCAAAAAAAUUUAAAAGAAGUGUCAAACCGGUUGAGUACUUCAGAAGAGAAUUUGUUAAUGUUAACUUCUGUAAAAGACAACAAAGAAAAAGAGUUAGCAGAGCUCUAUGGCAUGGUGGAAGAAAAUGCUGCUCAACAAAAGCAACUUGAAGAAUCCAACAUUGCCUUACGAAAUGAACUCAACACUAAAUCCGAAUUGGUUGCUGGACUGCAACAGGAAAGCACCAAGAUGCAACUAAAGUUGGAUGAACAAGUAAAAUUGUUUGAGGAACAAAAAGCAAGUUUUGAACUCAUAGAAGCACAACACAUGGCAAAGGUUGCACAAGAAGAAAAAGACUUGACUAAUAAAUUUUUCGAACUGGAAAAUACAAACCAAAAUUUAAAAGAAGAAGUGAAAGAGCUUCAGGACAAGUUGAAAGCAAAAGAAGCAUUAUCAUUGGAAAACGAAAGCUUGAAAAGAUCAAUUGCAGAAUUAUCAGAAAACCAAAAAAAAUUAGCUGUCACCGAAGAGAACCUACACACUUCUCAGAAAUUAAAUGGAGAAUUAAAACUAGAAAUUGAAACCUUAACAGCACAGAAUGAUUACUUGCAAUCAUUAAUUACAAAACUUGAUAGGAGUCAUGGCCAAACAUCUGCUGAAAAAACUGAUUUGGAAGAACAAUUUAAACUGAAGGAAGAACAGUAUAUGAAAGAAAAUCAAGAACUACAGAGAAAGAUAUCAGAAUUAGAAUUCCAAAUUCAGCCAGAGAAGUCAAAAUUUUUCCCCGAUAUCAUCACAGAGGAAGUAUCAGUAACAGCGGAAUCUGAAGUUGAAUCGACACCUGAUUUUUUUGAUAGUGAUACGCCACUUUUGCCAAAGCGAGAAUACGUCAAUAUCAAUUUCACACAACCUCCUUUAGUAUCACGAGAUAGCAAACCGACUUCACCAACUGAAAACAAUUUUACCUCCGAAGAAGUCUCCUUAGCUGAUGUUGAUAGCGCAAGCGAUACACAAUGUGAAGAAGUUCUUGAAGCUGUCACAGUAGAUAAUGUAGAAUCUGGGAACCCCAAAAUAGAUUUUACCAUUGAUUCCUCUGAUACAUUGAGUGACCCUAGUAUUACAAAUCCUGUUCCAAAACCACCCAGAGGUCAUUUUGUUGACGUUGAGGAGGACUUUGUGAUAGUUCAGACACCUGUAAAAGAGAAUAAGGACAUAAUAACUGCUGUAGAAGAGGAAGAAGUUGAACAGUUACCCUCAAUACAAUUAGACCUUAAAUUAGAGCAGGAGGAGGUAAAGCCUGUUGACAGUAGUGACGAUAAAGUUGUACUUGAAAAUUCUUUGCUAGUAGAGGGUGUUUCAAAUUCUAUUAUUACUUCUGCUGUUGCUGAAGCAUCAUCACCUGGAACAGAGCAAAAAUCAUUUGUUGCAGAGUUUGAAACAAAGCAAGAAACUGAGGAGCCUAAGCUGCCGAAAGACGAGGAUAAAGUGAAAAAAGAAAUGCAGUUGAAGUAUUUACUUGAGUCGAAAAAACCUGCAUCACCGACAACUGUGACUAUACCUGACUCAAUUGAAUUUGAUAAUCUAACAGAAGACACUGUUGAUAAUGAUAGUGAUAGCGACCAAGGACAGUUUCAGUUGAUUGCUGAAGAAAUCCAAGAGGAGCAAUCAACACCAGAUUCACUGAACAGACGUAAUGUCGAUCAGAAGAAAGCCAGUAGUGGAGACCGCUCGAGUUUCUUUCAGGCCUUAAAUAAUGAACCAGGUUUUAAUUCUUGGUUGGACGAUGAAUGGAAAAGGUUGGAUUCUCAGAAGAGAGAAGAACAGGCGGAAAAGAUUGCUGCCCAAGUAACUGCCAAAUCCCCUGUGAGAAGAACAUCAUCUACAUCGUCCAGCUCUUCUGAAAGUGAAUACGAACAAGAAGAGAAAAAAGUGGAAAUUUUAAAAGAUGAGAAUUGGAGUCGAACUCAGAGUAUCAAGAUUGACUCUUCAUAUUUCGAAAAGUCAACUCUCCAAGAUAGUUUUGACACUGAAGUGUCUAUAUUAGACGAAGAGCAAGAACGAGAUAACAAAGAUUCAGGAAUUAUUAAAAGCACUAGUUUUGACUCUGCUAUCCCACCAACACAAAUGCUAGACAAUAGGAUUGCUCUCGACAAACGUCAGCUGGUUAAACGAGACGAGAAACGAAAGCCAACUCAUGGAGCUCGUGGUCAACUAGCGGAAGAAAAUGAUUCGUUUCAGAUCAGUACGCUACCUCGUAAAAGUAAAGAAGGUUCAGCAUUCACACCAAGUCCUCUGAAAUCGGCUGUAUCCGAACCCAACUUGUUAAAAACGUCCAAUUCAAGUAGUAACAUCGACAAACCGGAAAAGCAGAAACAUAAGUUUGGUUUCCACAUUCCGAAAGUAUUCAAGAAAGGUAAAGCUGGUGGAAAGAAAAGUAUACACGAAGAUGGUACCGCAACACUGCCAACAUCUGCGGAGGAGCGUAAGAAUUCUUCUCCACCUGCCAUGGAACGAAAUGAAAGUACCUCCCAGAUAAAUGUGAAAACUGCCUCGCUGGAAGUAAACACUCAGCCACCGCAAAUGUCUCCAAUGAUUGCAGACGCUGAAAUAGUUCCUAUGGAACAAAGAGCUGAAUCAAUGAGUCAAGAACGAGCCAAUGAUGCUGCGACAGAGGAAGCCGUAGUUCCUUUUGCUACUAAAGAGCUACUUAUGGAGAAGGCUCGAAAAGAAAGUGUAGAAGAAGAACCUAUUAACAGGGGAGUCUCGCUCAACGUGGAAGCUUCGUCCCUACAACUACCAGCCACAGUUCACGUGUCAUCUAGCGGAUCUGUCACUUCUGUUGAUGACGUAGAGAUCAAGCUACCCUCGUCUCCCUCACCAAAUCCUUCUCCUACCUCUUCGAAAUCUAUGACAAUACCCGAAUCAAAAGAGAACGAAACAUUUAAUGAAAGAGCAAUUGAUGUUGGCACAAUGGAAAAUGGACACGCAGAGGAGGACAACAUUACACAUUGGACUAGAAGAGCUGCUAACGAUUGGGAUGUUAGACAGGUUGGUCUGUGGUUAGUGGAGAUGAACAUGAGUCAAUACGUGAAUAGCUUCAAAUCGCACAAUGUGGAUGGUCAUGCAUUGCUGAGAGCUGAUGGAAACCGUCUGAAGGAAUAUGGUGUGAACAACACCGAUCAUCGCGCUGAAAUUAAAAAACGCAUUAAAGAGUUUCGUCAACAACUUGGAAAGGACUCAUUUAAUAAAGGAAAAAAUAAGGACCACAAAUCAGCUAAAGACAAGUUACAAUUUUGGAAAGGAAAGUAUAAAGUCGUACACUAGAUUCAUAAAAAGUCAUUGGAUGGACGGAGUCACGUGUUAAGAUGCGGUGCUGGUCGCCGAUGUAUUUCACGGAAUGAAAAAGUAUCUAUUGAUAGGUGAUGUUGUCAUCACAGUUAAGACACGAAUAUAACAUCUGUAUCUUUCUCAGAGAAGAAAAUCAAGAUUUUUUUUUUCUUAUAUAGUAUUUAAGAGGAAAUUAAACUCUGUGUAAUGCGGGCCUAAUGCUGUAUAUCUACGUGUACACUAUGCUUGUUUUGUUACAUAAAUUACUUUUUGGUAAAUACGAUCUUACGAAAUUAAUUUUUGUAUAAAAACGGAGAAGAAUAAAUAUCGAUUUUUAACGUUGUGCCUCUUGUAUUUAAGACAGGUAGUAAUGGAGACAGAGUUAUUGAGCCAAGUUACUUUUACAUGGAACAAAAUAAUUAUGGUAGAAGGAGAAAGAGAAUAUAUUAUUUUAUUUCUAAUAUUUUUUUAAUGUAUUUUUUUUUGGUCGCCUAUAUUUGAGCUAGUAACUAGCUUUCAAGAGCAAUAACGUUCGAAUAUUUUUUUAAAGAGAUGAAAAUUUAUACAUCAACUUGUGUUAUCGUCAUUUUAUUGUAAUGCAUUCAUUGUUUAUCAUGAUAUUUUUUCAUAAGUUGUCUGGCAUGUGUGUACUUGUUUGUUUGUUUGUUUACGUAUCUGUUUUCCUGUUUACUGGUUUAGUUCUGUUUUUAUUGUUUUUUUUUCUUCCCAAUCCAACCCUUUUUUAGAAUAACAACAAACCUCGUGAAAGCCUUUGUAUAUUCUUAAGACUCUCUCAAAAUUAAAAAACGCUUUUCAAUAUUAGCUUUUCCAAUACGAUUUUUUAAAGAAUAAAAACAAUUUUUUUCAAAAUAUUUUUAAUGUUCCAUACUCUGUAACUUGUACAAUCCAGUAAUAAGCUGACCCCAAUAUUUUUUUCGAGGUUGUUAACGCCAUAGCGUUUAUUGGCGGCCAUUUUUUCCUGUUAUUAUUAUUAUUAUUAUUAUUAUUAUUAUUAUUAUUAUUUUGCAUUUUAUAGAUAAUGUUUAACGUCCCUUAUGUUAUGCUAUUUAUUUAAAGCGAUCUUUGUAGCAAUAUUCACGUUUUUAAUCAUUCUCUUGACACAUGGAUUUUUCACUUGUAAAAUGAUAUACGCUCGCCAAAACACGUGCUUUUUUAUUUCACUUUACUGCAAUUAAGAAUCUAGAAAAAAGGUUUUGUAAUAGGCGUAUCUUAAAGUGCAGUACUUCUUGGCUGUAAAUUUUCUUCCUUUUUUUGCGAGUGGACUCACAAAAAUAUAUAUGUAUAGAAAUUUUUUGAGAUAAUUCUUUGAAUUUUAUAUUCGUUGCGCAGAAGCGUUUUUGUAUAGUAGCAAAAUCUUUUCUAUGUAGACUAAUUAUUAUUUUUUGUUCUCUCCUCCACAAAGUUAUAUCAAGAAAGAUGAUUAACUCUGUUUAAAUCCUAAAUAACUUUGUGAAGGAGAGUAUAUAACUACAAAAGUAUAUAUCGCUGCACUUGUAUACGAGGUUUAAAAAAUAAAUAAGUAAAUACCAA